GAAAAAACCCUCGCCUGCUUUGGACUCCUCCCAUUUUCUCUCUCGCUCAAAUCGCAGAAAAAGGGUUUUGAAGAGGCGUAAGUGAUGGCGGGACUUGCAUCACCGGUCAUGGCGGCACAAGACGAUAUGAAUAGCAAAGUGGAGGAGAAAGUGGAUUACGCGAACCUCCCUUGCCCUAUUCCCUACGAAGAAAUCCACCGAGAAGCUCUCAUGUCUUUAAAGCCUGAGCUUUUUGAGGGUUUACGCUUCGACUUUACCAAGGGGUUGAACUCAAAGUUUUCUCUUAGUCACAGUGUAUUGAUGGGACCAACAGAAGUUCCUUCCCAGUCUUCUGAAACGAUCAAAAUUCCAACCGCACAAUAUGAGUUUGGUGCGAAUUUUAUUGACCCAAAGUUGAUGCUUAUCGGAAGGGUCUUGACGGAUGGUCGACUAAAUGCGAGAGUGAAGUGCGAUUUAACUGAUAAGCUGAUCAUGAAAGCUAAUGCUCAGCUCACAAAUGAACCCCAUAUGUCACAUGCGAUGUUCAACUUCGAUUACAUGGGAUCAGACUACCGGACCCAGUUUCAACUUGGAAAUGGAGCCUUACUUGGAGCUAACUAUAUCCAGAGUGUGACACCCCGCCUUGCUUUGGGUGGUGAGAUUUUCUGGGCUGGCCAGCACAGGAAGUCUGGCAUUGGUUAUGCUGCUAGAUAUGAGACAGAAAAGAUGGUCGCCACUGGUCAAGUGGCCAGCACUGGUAUGGUUGCCCUGAGCUAUGUUCAGAAGGUGUCAGAGAAGGUUUCACUUGCGACGGAUUUCAUGUACAACUAUAUGUCGAGAGACGUUACAGCCAGUGUGGGCUACGAUUACAUUCUCAGACAGUGUCGUUUAAGGGGGAAGAUCGAUUCCAACGGUGUUACAGCUGCUUACCUCGAAGAACGAUUGAAUAUGGGCCUCAAUUUCAUUCUUUCCGCAGAGCUCGAUCAUAAGAAAAAGGACUACAAGUUUGGGUUCGGUUUGACAGUCGGGUGAUUUGAGGGUCCGCAAGGAAGGCGUAAUAAUUCAUUUAGAAGCUCUCGGGGUUAUGAGAAAGCGCGAUUUUGCCGUCAGUUUCGGAUCCGUUUUCGCCUCUGAUUGCAAGUAUUGUAUUCUCUCUCUGUAUCAUUGGUGGCGGCAGCAAAUUUUAGCCAUUGGAUUCAGAUAAAUUUGGGCAGUUUGAUUACAUUUUUCUCUCUCAAUUUCCUUAUAAUUUGCCUUUAGACGUUUCUCAGAGUUGUUGAAGUAUAACAUACAAGUGAGAGGCUUUUCGUUUAGGCAUCCGUCCAAAUAAUAAUGCAAUGAUUUCGUUUUCCC
This is a messenger RNA of Tarenaya hassleriana, 1332 nucleotides long. Its product is annotated as mitochondrial import receptor subunit TOM40-1-like. The transcript is spliced from 11 exons. The coding region runs from base 85 to 1011 and encodes 308 amino acids. Gene Ontology annotation, biological process: protein import into mitochondrial matrix. Gene Ontology annotation, molecular function: transmembrane protein transporter activity. Gene Ontology annotation, cellular component: mitochondrial outer membrane; mitochondrial outer membrane translocase complex. NCBI's taxonomy places the organism in Eukaryota, Viridiplantae, Streptophyta, Magnoliopsida, Brassicales, Cleomaceae. The record is from RefSeq and is a predicted model, not a curated record.